UAAUUUUUAUCGUCAAUAGUCCAGAGAUGCUGGGGAGACCGUUGACCUUGCCUGCACAAUCUUGUUGCGCUGUAAGUGCCGCUGACGUCUCACUGCCGGUUGAUCUUGCUGCUUCUCCACCGGCUAUCAUACCAUCAAACACAAGUUUUUCGAGUAGACUUUUACCAAGUGUGACCAAAGCAGCAUGGGCACCAAAUGUUUCUAUGAAGAACUGGAUGAUACAUUCUGCACAGAUAGAUGAUAUGAUCACAAGUAAAGAAUAUCAGACUAUGUGGGAAGCUUCUAGACAAGCUCUUGCGACAUUUGAUUUUAGUGUUGAAGAGAAGGACAAGAUACUUGGAAAAGCAUUUGGCCUUGUGAAUUCACCAUAUUGGGGAGAGGAACGUGAGAAAGAAGUACCCAAAUUUGAAACAGUGAAUGGAGUAUUAGAGUAUUUGCGGAGUUUAAGUCUUUCUGAUGACGAUUUGGCCAAGCUGCUCAAGAAAUUCCCUGAGGUCCUUGGAUGCAGUCUAGAGGAUGAGCUGAAAACCAAUGUGAAAAUCCUGGAAAAGGAAUGGGGUAUUGAAGGAAAAUCUCUUCGAAACCUGCUCCUCCGAAAUCCGAAAGUUUUGGGUUACAAUGUAGAUUGUAAGGGAGACUGCAUGGCACAAUGCACUCGAUGCUGGGUUCGUUUCUAGGCUAGCCGCCUUUUGUCCUUUUUGGCAGGGCAACACUUAGGUGAAGUUUCUAAUUGUUUGCUGUCAAGUUCUCUAAUAGAAACGUUACAUGUAGAUAUUCUUCUACAACUUAGCAUCCCAUCAUUGAUUCUUCAAAUAAAGUUCUCUAUGUCAUUCUAUUAGAAGAUGUGAUGGCAGACACUUAAAAAUUGCAUCUAAGUUUUUUCUUUCUAAUAUUCAAGAUGGGGAAGCAUUUCAUUUGAAUUUAUUAUGGAGUUGACUUUAUGUAUAUCUUAUUUAUGAGCAGUAA
Molecule: messenger RNA, 966 nt
Organism: Neltuma alba
Lineage: Eukaryota; Viridiplantae; Streptophyta; Magnoliopsida; Fabales; Fabaceae
Exons: 3
Coding region: 27-677 (216 amino acids)
Biological process (GO): regulation of DNA-templated transcription
Molecular function (GO): double-stranded DNA binding
Source: RefSeq, a predicted model, not a curated record